This is a messenger RNA of Xenia sp. Carnegie-2017, 1705 nucleotides long. Its product is annotated as tubulin beta-4 chain-like. The coding region runs from base 240 to 1583 and encodes 447 amino acids. NCBI's taxonomy places the organism in Eukaryota, Metazoa, Cnidaria, Anthozoa, Malacalcyonacea, Xeniidae. The transcript has 6 exons. Gene Ontology annotation, biological process: microtubule cytoskeleton organization; mitotic cell cycle. Gene Ontology annotation, cellular component: cytoplasm; microtubule. Gene Ontology annotation, molecular function: GTPase activity; structural constituent of cytoskeleton; GTP binding. The record is from RefSeq and is a predicted model, not a curated record.
ACAAUACAAAUGUUCCAUGCCAACUACAGCCUUAUUUGAGUGGACCGAAUAUAAUAUGGAAAUUACAGGAAAACAAAAGCGUCAUACACUUUCUUACGGUGCAUGCGUGCAUUAUAAAUAAAUAUUGCCAUGUACAAAAGAGGGUUUGUCUCUUCACAGUGCACACGAGUCGCUGACAGUGAGGUACUCAGGUGAACGUCUAGUUGAUUAAAAACCGAAAGGAAAAUUACAGUGGUACGAUGCGAGAAAUAGUUCAUCUUCAAGCCGGUCAAUGUGGUAACCAAAUCGGAGCGAAGUUUUGGGAGGUCAUCUCUGACGAACACGGCGUUGAUCCGACUGGUGCUUAUCAAGGAGACUCCGACCUUCAACUUGAAAGGAUAAGUGUUUAUUACAACGAAGCUGCCGGUGGAAAAUAUGUCCCUCGAGCAGUUUUGGUGGAUUUGGAACCGGGAACGAUGGACUCAGUACGUUCUGGACCGUUCGGACAAAUAUUUAAACCAGAUAAUUUCGUUUUUGGUCAGAGUGGGGCAGGUAAUAAUUGGGCUAAAGGACAUUACACAGAAGGAGCAGAGCUCGUGGACUCUGUCUUAGAUGUUGUCAGAAAGGAAUCUGAAGGUUGUGAUUGUCUGCAGGGAUUUCAACUUACACAUUCCCUUGGUGGUGGUACAGGUUCCGGUAUGGGUACCUUACUUAUCUCAAAAAUCCGUGAAGAAUAUCCGGACAGAAUAAUGACAACAUUUAGUGUGGUACCUUCACCCAAAGUGUCAGAUACUGUUGUUGAACCGUACAAUGCAACCUUGUCUGUUCAUCAACUGGUUGAAAAUACAGAUGAAUCUUUUUGUAUUGAUAAUGAAGCUUUAUAUGAUAUCUGCUUCCGUACUCUUAAGUUAACUACCCCUACAUAUGGUGAUUUGAACCAUUUGGUUUCAGCUACCAUGAGUGGUAUUACCACUUCCCUAAGAUUUCCUGGUCAGUUGAAUGCCGACUUGAGAAAAUUAGCUGUAAAUAUGGUCCCAUUCCCUCGACUUCACUUCUUCAUGCCUGGUUUUGCACCUCUCACAAGUCGUGGCUCUCAACAAUACAGAGCUCUCACUGUCCCCGAACUCACUCAACAGAUGUUUGAUGCAAAGAACAUGAUGGCUGCUUGUGAUCCACGUCAUGGACGCUACCUUACUGUUGCUGCAUUGUUCCGUGGUAGAAUGUCCAUGAAGGAAGUUGAUGAGCAAAUGUUAAAUGUCCAGAACAAGAACAGCUCAUACUUUGUUGAAUGGAUUCCUAACAACGUGAAAACAGCUGUCUGUGAUAUUCCACCAAGAGGCUUAAAGAUGUCAGGCACCUUUAUUGGCAACAGCACUGCUAUCCAAGAAUUGUUCAAGAGAAUCAGUGAACAAUUCACUGCUAUGUUCCGUCGCAAAGCUUUCCUUCAUUGGUACACUGGAGAAGGCAUGGACGAAAUGGAGUUCACAGAGGCUGAGUCCAACAUGAAUGACCUAGUGUCAGAAUAUCAACAAUACCAAGAAGCCACAGCCGAAGAGGAAGGAGAAUUUGAAGAAGAGGAAGGCGAAGAAGAGGAAGUAGAAUAAGAAUAUACUUCAAAAUGAAUAUAAAUUAACAUGAUUGAAUUUGUUGUAAAUGUUAUUUUUGUACUUCAACCUUUGUGCUUUAAGUGAUGUUUCUUAACAAGAAAUUAAUUACUAAUCUCUCA